Aethalodelphis obliquidens (Pacific white-sided dolphin) is the source of this 4762-nucleotide messenger RNA. It is a transcript of the gene IL6R, whose product is annotated as interleukin 6 receptor. Gene Ontology annotation, cellular component: external side of plasma membrane; membrane; signaling receptor complex. Lineage: Eukaryota; Metazoa; Chordata; Mammalia; Artiodactyla; Delphinidae. Bases 215 to 1669 code for a protein of 484 amino acids. The transcript is spliced from 11 exons. The record is from RefSeq and is a predicted model, not a curated record. Gene Ontology annotation, molecular function: interleukin-11 binding; interleukin-6 binding; interleukin-11 receptor activity. Gene Ontology annotation, biological process: positive regulation of cell population proliferation; positive regulation of tyrosine phosphorylation of STAT protein; interleukin-6-mediated signaling pathway.
CACGGAGCCUGGCCAGAGGGAGCCGAGCCGAGAGCGGCGCGGGGAUCGGGGACUCGCCGUGCGUGCAGAUCGCGGGCCCCCAGGGGAUGGGGGCUGCCCUCGGGGCUUAAGCCCGCCCGCCGCCCCGCCCCGCCCCGGCCGCCCGCUCCCGACCCGCGCGUCCGCCCGCCCGCCCGCCUCUCUGGGACCAUGGGGCAUUAGCCGAGGAGGAAGCAUGCUGGCCGUCCGCUGCGCGCUGCUGACCGCCCUGCUUGCGACGCCCGGGACGGCGCUGGCCCCGGGGGGCUGCCCCGCGCUGGAGGUGGCAAACGAUGUGCUGACCAGCCUGCCAGGGGCCAGCGUUACCCUGACCUGCCCAGGUGGGGAAGCGGGGGACAAUGCCACCGUUCACUGGGUGCUCAGGAAUCAGGUCACAGGUUCACGCCAAGGCAGAUGGGCUGGCGUGGGAAGGAGGCUGCUUCUGAGGUCUGUGCUGCUCAGCGACUCUGGAAACUAUUCGUGCUACGAGGACGGCCGCCCAGCUGGAAGUGUGCGUUUGCUGGUGGAUGUUCCCCCCGAGGAGCCCCAGCUUUCCUGCUUCCGGAGGAGCCCCCUCAGCAACGUGGGUUGUGAGUGGAGUCCUCGGAGUCCCCCGUCCCCGACCACAAAGGCCGUGUUAUUGGUGAGGAAGUUUGCCAAGAGCCCAGGACCUGUCAGGGAGCCCGAACGCACUACCUCUCUGAUGCCACGUCCGGUGAAAGACUUCCAGGAGCCGUGCCAGUACUCCCCGGAGUCGCAGCAGUUCUCCUGCCAGUUGGCAGUCCCAGAGGGAGACAACUCUUUGUACGUCGUGUCCCUGUGUGUCUCCAACAGUGCUGGGAGCCAGUCCAGCAGACCCCAAACAUUUGAGGGUUAUGGAAUCCUGCAGCCUGACCCACCCGUCAAUGUCACGGUCACCGCCGUGGACAGAAACCCCCGCUGGCUCAGCGUCACCUGGCAAGACCCCCCUUCCUGGAACUCAUAUUUCUACAGGUUACAGUUUGAGCUCCGAUACCGGGCUGAACGAUCAAAGACAUUCACAAUGUGGAUGGUCAAGGAGCUCCAGUAUCACUGCAUCAUCCACGACGCCUGGAGUGGCAUGAAGCAUGUGGUGCAGCUUCGGGCCCAGGAGGAGUUUGGGCAUGGCUUAUGGAGUGAGUGGAGCCAGGAGGUCACGGGCGUCCCUUGGACAGAAUCCAAGAGUUCUCCAGCUGAGACUGAGCUGCCCCCCUCCACACAGGCACCUACUACUAAUGAAGAUAAUGAAAAUAUUUUCUCCAAAGAUUCUGCAAAUGCAACAAGCCUCCCAGUGCAAGAUUCUACUUCGGUACCACUGCCCACCUUCCUGGUGGCUGGAGGAAGCCUGGCCUUCGGGAUGCUCCUCUGUAUUGGCAUUGUCCUGAGGUUCAAGAAGACGGGGAAGCUGCAGGCUCUGAAAGAAGGCAAGACGAGCGUGCACCCACCGUAUUCUUUGGGACAGCUGGUCCCUGAGAGGCCCAAGCCCACCCCAGUGCUUGUGCCCCUCAUCUCCCCACCGGUGUCCCCCAGCAGCCUUGGGUCUGACAACACCUCAAGGACUAGCCGACCAGAUGCCAGUGGCCCUCAGAGACCUUAUGACGUCAGCAACAGAGACUACUUCUUCCCCAGAUAGCUGGCUGGCCGGGUGGCACCUGGCAGCCUGGGGUGUCAGGCCCCCCGGACUGUGUGGGUGCUGAAGCACAAACUGGCCUAGCAAAGACGCUCCUCGCUGCCGUGCCGGCUCACCUCGGGCGCUCGCGGCCGCUGGCUUCGCCUCUACAGGAGGGCCUCGCAGAAGGUUCUGUGCUGGGUGAAAAAAAGCUUUGCCGCGUCUGUUCAGAAGGAAGAGGUGGUUGAGUUUUUGAACCACUCUUCCCCCAGUGCCCUGCUUACAGGGCUUAGAGUGAACUCAGGCCCCCGUGAAGAGAGGGGUGUCAAGACUCUACCGGACACUCCGGUGGGCAGAGCCGGGUGGCUGCGCAGGCCUCAGACUCCCCCCUGGGCUUGGUGCGGACAAGUUGCUGGCCGCCCGCGCACCCUGACCCACCUCCAGGAGCUGCACCCUCAGGCGGGUGGGAUGAACGUCCAGCCAAAGACUCCCCGAGUCGCUUAUCUCUUGGCCCACCGCACAGCUUCAUCUUCUAAGCUUCUUGAAGCCCAAGUGCCUUCUCAAUUCAGUUUUUCUAGGCCUGAGAUCGGCUUUUCUUAAACCACCGUGGCUGGGGGAAAAGUCUCACCUGCUUUUCUUCACUGAACAGCUGAGAGGGGGGUGAUUGUAUCUCAGGGCCUGAUGGUUUGAAAUGGAAUUAUAAUCAGUUCCUCAUUAGCAUUUUUCUAAAUGUGAAUGAUAGUCCAAGCGCUUGCUGAAUCCAGAAGCAGUUGCACUGGCUCCAUGUCCCUUUUUGGAUCCCAGGACUUCAGGAAAGAAGCCGUGGGGAAGGAGGGGAGUGGUGGGGACAGGGUCUCCAUGCUUGUCUGUCACAGCAUUGCUGAGGGGGACAGCGGCCUCUGCAAACCACCAUUCUCCAUUCUCCCCCUCCCCUGGCCCUCCAAAAUGAGAACUGGCAUGAGGGAGGGCUUCUGCCAGUGGUGAAAUCAAAGCUGCCUUAUUCCAGCUUUGUUUAUUUUAGUUUCAGCGGAGCCUGAGUAACCAGGGAAGGUAAUAUUUAUGCAGAAAGACAAAAGAACCCGGCAAGAAUGGAUUUUAAUUUGGUUUUUAAAAAAACUGCUGACUAUUUUAUCUUCAGAGGGUGGAAGAUCCAGUAUUAGCUGAGUGUCAGUAUAGAAAUAAUGGGGGAAAAGCACGAUAGCUUUGUUUAACACAAAACUGAGUCAAGUGGAAAAGGGGGAGAAAAGGAGAUUUUGCCUUAUUAGAGAAGAGACUCUGGUUUCAUUCUAAAUUUUGUUUUUGCCUUAAAAAGUGAAAAAAAAAAAAAGUCUGCCUCUUCUCUAAUUUAGCGGAAAAGCAGCUUGUUACUACUCCCCCAGGCAGCUGAGAAGGAAACGGUGUCCAGCUCGUGUCACGGUGCUGGGAAGCAAGCCUCCCACGAUUACCCAGCAGGUCAGCUGAAAAUCCCCACCCCUGAAAGCCACGAGCCCUCGGGUAUCAGAGGAGGUUCAUUAGAGAAAACACCACAGCCCUAAACUUGGUGCCUUCCUCUCUUUAGUUAGUUCCUUGAAUGUGAUUCAGUUCAGCUAGUAUUGAAGCACGGAGUAAAUGUCUAGCCGUGACACUGCAGUAACCACUUCAGUUCACUUUUCCGUCUGGGCUUUGAAAAUUCAGUGAUGUUCGUGGUUACCCAAACAAGCACCCUCAAGUAUUCUGGGAUGUCCCAGAAUGAAGCUGUGAUUAAAAUCAGUCGUGUAACCACCACUAAAAAUUUACCAGACCACAAAACUUUUCUAGUAGUCUCCCCUUUUAGAAAAAUAACCACCAGCACCAGAUAGGUGGGGAAAGGAUGGAAAUGACCAUGUUUUAUUUACCGUUUGCCAGGUUCAAACUGUUAGGAUGUUGGACUACGCAGUGAUUUUCAUUGCUGGCUUUGGCUGUAAAUUUCAGACCCUGUUGCUGCUUCUGGCAAGUGAUCUUAACUUGACAAAAGUGAGGCAGAUGGUUUUGUUUUGUUUUGUUUUUCUCUAAAUUUUCCUUGACUGAGAACAGCAAAAAUGCUGUUAAAGGGAAAUAUAAAAAAUGAGAAUCUGCGCGAGAUAGGGUGAUUCUGUGCCCACGGUUCUUUAAGUCUUGACAAAGUUUUACCCACGUGUAAUUUUACCAGAGCCAGGCGGAGCGGUGCUAGUGGAAGAUGUGAAAUCCAGAUAGCUCAUGAUUGCUGAGAGCUAGGCAGCUUUGAUCUCCAAAUUGUUAUUGCUUUCAUUAUUAUUGGAACGGAACUGCGUUUUUUUUUAAUUGAAGAGGGUUUUUUUCCCUUUUUUUUUAUAAGCUAGUAUAGAUGAAGGAAAAAUAUUUGUCUUCUCUGGGUCGUAGGCCUUGCUCAGUGUACACAGGUAUACACCCUAAGCUUUCUCUGUCCUUGAAUCUGUGGUCAGUGAAUGUGUGUUUCAAUCCACAGGUCAUCCUUACCUGUGUUUCUGCAGCACACGUGCUGCCUUUUAUCCUCAACAGUGAUGCUACUCACCGAAUAUCUGUAGCCAUCUGCUACACAGCCAGAUGUGAAAUGUUAUUAGCACAGCGACAAUUUUUGUUAAAGAUGGGCAACUUAUCCUGCUGGGUGGGAAAAGUUGAAAAUAUGCUAGAUCAAGGUCUCAAUUAAAGUGGUCAUUAAUUUUUGUAGCAUUAAUGAAAAAAAAAAAAGAUCAAGGAGGUAUAGCAUUGAAUGUGUCAACAAAGCCCUUGGUGACUCUGAGAGCUCUUUGCCCUGAGGGAGCCUGGCCCUUGCAGUUUGUUGGCUAGGCUCUUGGCUCACCCCGAGUGUCCGCCAUUUCCCAGCUGCCCCCAAGGGAAGGAAACACCGUUACGAGGGGUGGAAUCUGAUGCUGGAGUGGACUGGGAGCCCACCCGGUGGUGGACAGAGCUGAGCAGGGCAGGCUGGGAGUGGUCAUGGUUUGUGGGUUUCGUGCAGAAUGUUCAGGAAUGUCUUGGCUGGCUGCUUUAGUGCUGAGCUGUAUCGCUUCAUCAAAGGCACUUAAGAUUGACCCAGUCGGGGAGGAGUUGGUGAGAAAUUUAUCUUAAUUUGGAGAAGCAGGGGCAACUGGUGGUCCUUGGGAG